AUGUUGAGAAGUAAUUUAUUCAGAAACACCUCGAGAAGGUUUUUGGCUACUGUUAAGCAACCUUCUAUCGGAAGAUUUACCGGCAAGCCAAACCCCUCUACAGGUAGAUACACUGUCUCAUUCAUCGAAGGUGACGGUAUCGGUCCUGAAAUUUCCAAAUCUGUGAAGAAAAUUUUCAACGCAGCAAAUGUUCCCAUAGAAUGGGAAUCCUGUGAUGUUAACCCCAUCUUCGUGAACGGAUUGACCACUAUCCCUGAUGCUGCCGUACAAUCCAUCACAAAUAACUUGAUCGCUUUGAAAGGUCCCCUAGCUACACCGAUUGGUAAGGGUCACCGAUCUUUGAACCUGACCUUAAGAAAAACAUUCGGCCUAUUUGCCAAUGUUCGUCCUGCCAAGUCUGUUGAAGGUUUCAAGACCACCUAUGAAAACGUCGAUUUAGUUCUUAUCAGGGAGAAUACCGAGGGUGAAUAUUCUGGUAUUGAACACAUAGUUUGCCCCGGCGUUGUUCAAUCCAUUAAAUUAAUCACAAGAGACGCUUCUGAGAGAGUCAUUAGAUAUGCCUUUGAAUACGCAAGAGCCAUUGGCAGACCAAGAGUGAUCGUGGUACAUAAAUCUACUAUCCAAAGAUUAGCUGAUGGUUUAUUUGUUAAUGUCGCCAAAGAAUUGUCUAAAGAAUACCCAGACAUUAUUUUGGAGACUGAGCUUAUUGAUAAUAGUGUGUUAAAGGUCGUGACAAAUCCAUCUGCUUAUACAAACGCUGUUUCUGUUUGUCCAAACCUAUACGGUGAUAUCUUGUCCGAUUUGAACUCUGGUCUGAGUGCCGGUUCACUAGGUUUAACUCCAUCUGCCAAUAUCGGUCAUAAGAUAUCUAUCUUUGAAGCUGUCCAUGGCUCUGCUCCUGAUAUUGCCGGCCAAGAUAAAGCAAAUCCAACCGCCCUGCUUUUGUCCUCAGUUAUGAUGUUAAACCAUAUGGGUCUAACCAAUCAUGCUGACCAAAUUCAAAAUGCAGUUUUGUCUACUAUAGCAUCUGGUCCAGAAAACAGAACUGGUGACUUAGCUGGUACUGCCACUACUUCCUCUUUCACCGAGGCAGUCAUCAAGAGAUUAUGA
This is a messenger RNA of Saccharomyces kudriavzevii IFO 1802, 1110 nucleotides long. It is a transcript of the gene IDH2, whose product is annotated as isocitrate dehydrogenase (NAD(+)) IDH2. Gene Ontology annotation, biological process: isocitrate metabolic process; tricarboxylic acid cycle. The transcript has a single exon. The record is from RefSeq and is a predicted model, not a curated record. Gene Ontology annotation, molecular function: magnesium ion binding; isocitrate dehydrogenase (NAD+) activity; NAD binding. Gene Ontology annotation, cellular component: mitochondrion. NCBI's taxonomy places the organism in Eukaryota, Fungi, Ascomycota, Saccharomycetes, Saccharomycetales, Saccharomycetaceae. Bases 1 to 1110 code for a protein of 369 amino acids.